Molecule: messenger RNA, 333 nt
Organism: Carya illinoinensis
Lineage: Eukaryota; Viridiplantae; Streptophyta; Magnoliopsida; Fagales; Juglandaceae
Product: 1-aminocyclopropane-1-carboxylate oxidase 5-like
Exons: 2
Coding region: 1-333 (110 amino acids)
Molecular function (GO): dioxygenase activity
Source: RefSeq, a predicted model, not a curated record
AUGACGAUCCCAGUGAUUGAUUUUUCAAAGCUCAACGGCGAGGAGAGGGCCAAGACAAUGGCUAAGAUCGCUAACGGAUGCGAGAAGUGGGGAUUCUUCCAGCUGGUGAACCAUGGAAUUCCAGAGGAGCUCCUUGAAAGGGUGAAGAAGGUCUAUUCCGAGUGCUAUAAGCAGGAAAGAGAAGAAAAAUUCAAGGACUCAAUACCAGUGAAGCUUUUGAAUGAGAUAGUUGAAAAGAAGAGCGACAAUAAGUUGUGGAAUGAGGACUGGGAAGAUGUCUUCACUCUCCUAGACGAUAACGAGUGGACAUCUGAAACCCCAGGAUUCAAGUAA